AAGAUUUUUUUCAGUCAUUGCUGUAUCAAGUAUCAGGCAGCAAUGUUGUACUACGAGUGCGUGUUAUGCCGCGUCGUUUGUGGGUUGUGAGAAGGCUUUUGAGGAUGCCUCUUGCUGAAGCAGGGGAGCAGUACUCUGUAUGGGUGGGUCUAAUAUACAUCUUCAACCUAAUAGUGGGUACAGGAGCAUUGACACUACCAGCGGCUUUCGCGGCAGCAGGAUGGAGUCUCAGUACAAUAUCCCUGGUGUUCCUUGCCUUUAUGAGCUUUGUAAAUGCCACUUAUGUCAUAGAAACUAUGGCUUGUGCCAAUGCCGUGUGUAAGUGGAAGAGAUUGCAGUCUAUUAAACGAGAUAGUAUACAAGGACAUGAUUCUGAGGAAGAACCUCUAUCUUCUCAAAGACAAUAUGGGGAGAUGGAAGAGCCUUUGGUCUGUGGAGAAACCAUACCGUCACGGUACUAUAGUCUCGACCGUCGUAUUGAACUGGGAGAGAUGGCCAAUUUAUUCCUUAACAAGAGUGGACGAACUAUGUUCUACGUGAUUUUAUGUGUUUACUUGUAUGGAGAUUUGUCUAUUUACUCUGCUGCUGUUGCCAAGACUGUUAUGGAUAUAAUUUGGUGAGUUACUAAUCUUUUAUUAUGUUUGUGA
Molecule: messenger RNA, 647 nt
Organism: Hyposmocoma kahamanoa
Lineage: Eukaryota; Metazoa; Arthropoda; Insecta; Lepidoptera; Cosmopterigidae
Product: transmembrane protein 104 homolog
Exons: 3
Source: RefSeq, a predicted model, not a curated record